Molecule: messenger RNA, 3324 nt
Organism: Megalops cyprinoides (Indo-Pacific tarpon)
Lineage: Eukaryota; Metazoa; Chordata; Actinopteri; Elopiformes; Megalopidae
Product: SH2B adapter protein 2-like
Exons: 9
Coding region: 69-2030 (653 amino acids)
Biological process (GO): intracellular signal transduction; antigen receptor-mediated signaling pathway
Cellular component (GO): plasma membrane
Molecular function (GO): transmembrane receptor protein tyrosine kinase adaptor activity
Source: RefSeq, a predicted model, not a curated record
GCAAUGAGUCGAAAAUAAGCUGCCUCCCCCCCUCCUCCCCCCCCACCCAGCGGUGGUAUGGAGCAGUCAUGAAUGGGGACGGCCCCCCCAGCAGCCCAGACCUGUCCUCCUGCCCGCUGCCCGACUGGAAGGAGUUCUGCGAGCUGCACGCCCGUGCCUCUGCCUCCGACUUUGCUGACAAGUUCCGGCGCUUCCUGAGCGAGAACCCCUGCUACGACUCACCGGGCGCCGACACCAGCUUCUCCCAACACUUCGCCCAGCACUUUCUGGAGUGUUUCUCGGCAGCGCUCAGCCAGCCCCACACCCCCGGCUCCCCGGGGGCCCCCAAGUACAGCAUUGUUCCCUUUGCGGGCCUCCAGGGCUGCCCGCUGCCCUACGGCCACGACUUCUAUCUGCGGCGGAGAGACGCCGGGGCGUCCAGCGAGUCCCUGGACAGCAUGGACAGCGGGACGGGGAACGCCAGCCCCCGGGCUCUCCCGGCUGGGCGCAAGGCGGCGGCGCUGGGCCAGUCACGCAGCACGGAGGACAUGUCGGCCAGGCCCAACCCCAAGGCCCGCUUCAAGAAGGGCUUCUCCCUGCGCAACAUGAGCCUGUGCGUGGUGGACGGCGUGAAGGAGAUCUGGCACCGCCGGGCCUCACCGGAGCCCGAUGCCGGACGCAGGGCCAAUGGGGAGGCGGGCGACCGCUGGAGCCAGCGCCUGCGGCUCUCCAAGGGCUCCCAGGCCCACAAGGCCGAGCUGCUGGAGAUCCAGAGGGAGGGAGCCCUGCGCUACAUGGUGGCCGACGACACCAACUGCAUGGGCAGCUCCCAGUGGCAGAAGUGCAGGCUGCUGCUGAAGAAGGCGGGGCAGCGGGCCGAGGGGGAACGCUUCUUCCUGGAGUUCUACGUACCUCCCAAGUCCUCGAAGCCCAAGGUGAGCGUUCCUCUGUCAGCCAUUGUGGAAGUCAGAACCACUAUGCCUCUGGAGAUGCCUGACAAAGACAACACCUUUGUCCUCAAGGUGGAAAAUGGUGAAGAAUAUAUCCUGGAGACCAUUGACUCACUUCAGAAACAUUCUUGGGUGGCAGACAUUCAGGACUGCAUUGACCCAGGAGACAGCGGGGAUGACAUUGAACUGACAUCCUUCCCUCAUGGCCAGGCCCCCAGGGAGUUCCCCAUGGUGUCCUCCUGCAGCUGUGAACUCCUGUCUGAGGCUUUCCACCGAGCCCCAGCGUGUUUCACAGCAGCUGAACACCAGAGCGCCCCCUUUGUCCGGUGCCGGGACUCGCCCCACGCAGACCACCCAUCGCACGUCCCUUUAGAGCAUUUCCUGCAGUCGCUGGAGGUCCACGGGCCCACAGCAGGUGAGACAGAGACGGAGGCCGACGGCAGCCUGGCUGGAUACCCCUGGUUCCACGGCACACUGUCACGGGUGCGGGCAGCCCAGCUGGUGCUGGCGGGAGGGGCGCGCAGCCACGGGCUCUUCGUCAUCCGGCAGAGCGAGACGCGGCCGGGCGAGUACGUCCUCACCUUCAACUUCCAGGGCAAAGCCAAGCACCUGCGGCUGUCCGUGAACGACAAUGGCCAGUGCCACGUGCACCACCUGUGGUUCCACACAGUGUCGGACAUGCUGCGGCACUUCCACGCCCACCCCAUCCCGCUGGAGUCUGGGGGGUCAGCUGACAUCACGCUCCGCUGCUACGUCCAGGCCCAGCGUCCUCCGCCAGAGCCAGGUGUAUCCCAGCCCCCUGCUCCCUCCAGAGACCCAGCCUGUCGGAGCGACCCUCCUCAACCUGUGCACUACUUCCCUGGAGCCCAGCAGCUGGCCGGGCCCCUUACUGACGCCCCCCUCUCCUCAAGCUCCUCCUCCUCACCAACCGCACUGCCUCCCUUCAGUCGGGGAGAGCUGGGGGGCGGAGGAGGGCUACAAAGCCGGAGCAACAGCUCAGAACAUCUUCUGGGGCCCCCUAGUGGCUCUCCAGAGGACUACCACGAGAAUGAUGGCACGAGGAGGACCAGAGCUGUGGAAAACCAGUAUUCUUUCUACUGACGCCAACAGCACUGAGCUUUCACUGGCUGAGCUGCAAGAAAUACAGAGGGAUACCCCAUCCAGGUUACAGAUUUACAAUGUACCUCUGAUGUAAUGUCAACCAACUGUUUUUCACUUUGUUUCAAGCUUGUUUUUUUGUUAACAAACCAAAUGUACAAGUAACACUGUAAUCCUUCCCUGGAUUUCCACAUAAUGACAUUUGAGAAUAAAUGAUCUCGAGUAGUCUGGAAUAUCUACAACAGUUGGGAAUUCUGAGCUCUGGGUAUUCUGUUUGGGUGCAUUUGUAAACUCUCACUGUUACUGGUGAGAUAAGGUGGAAUUAUCCCAUACACCUACACUUUAACUAGCUGGCUAAAUCCAUUUGAAGAUGGCCAGAGCUAGUGAAACAGGUUUCUAUUUUUCAUAUAGAUGGGGUUUCUGUAAGGGGUAAAUAUUUUACAAAUUUUAUUAGAAAAACAAAACAAAAAAAUACUUGGGUUUCUAUUCAAACUGCAUGCAUGUUGAACUGGAAUGCCCACUGAGGCCAAUAAACCACAUUCACCACAUGUAGCCGUGAACCAUGCCUUUUAAGGUGAGACUACUCUGGCAGCCUAACAUCAGUUUGAGGUGUCCAGAGUACACUCUGAAUUUAAAAAUGAUGCCUCAGAUAUAACUCUGAGGGCGCUAAGAAGUGCUGCAUCCACUCUCACACGGGUGUGUUUGAUGAUGCUGUUUUACUCUUUUCGAAGUUGACAGGGGAAAAGGGGGCCUGGGAGCACAUCCACAGCAUCAGUCCGUCUGGGCCCUCACUCUGAGGCUUUUUACGUCUCUGCAGGGGAGUCUUUCUCAUCACUACUGAGCAGGAGCUUCAGCGACCUUGCAGUUAUUCGUUUUCAACAGAAUUCACUGGUGCAUUUUUACGUUUGUGAAAGCUGUAUGCAGCUGUCUCUUAAUGGUGCCUUCAUCUGUGAACGCAUUGGUGUGACGUACCAUAAUACAGAGGAAUCUGAAAUCAGCCUGUCGAACAGAGCGCGGCCAAAAACUUAGCUGUCAAACCUCUGACAUGUAAAAUUGAUGUUUUUCCUCCUUCACAGUUGCACAGGAACAACACACACAAGAUCAAAUACAAAUAUUGUAUGGUAUUCUGUGGUUGCUCCUCCAGGCACUUGUAUUGAGUACCACGCAAAGAGCUUUCAGGGUCAACAUGUUUUAAAUGCAGCAACGGGUGAUCAGUGGGGCCUGGACAACUGGGUAUUCUGGGUCUUUCAACCCCCCCCAUCCCCCCCCAGCCUGAGUUCCCUCAGUAGUUCUUUCU